CUGUAAAAUAACCAUGCAUUUGACUAGCUGUUUAAUCGUAAAAUGAUCUGACACUUUUUCAACGACAAAAUAAGUGUUAUUUAAUUCUUAAACAUUCUUUGGAGUUUCAACGAUGGAAUUCGGUGAGGUGUACGGAAAGGAGACGUCGUAUGUAGGCAUUGUGUGGCAGUCGAUAGCACGCAUCGGAUGGUACUUGGUUGGAAUUUCCCUAGUUUUAAUUUACACAUUCCCGUACAUACAGGAGAGAUAUCAACGGUGGAGGCUUAAGAAGGAUGAACAAGAAUACAGUGCUAAGUACCAUAAAAAUCCAGAUAUGCUAAUGGAGAGGCUUGCUGGUCUUGAAGCUGCACGACAAAGAAUGCAGGAAAAGUUCAACAGGGAUCUUGAAUUGGCGCGACAAAGAGAAGCAGAGAAACAAGAAAAAAAGAGGCAAGAAUUACUAAACCUUACGAGUAAGCUGAAUGUUGGUAGAUCAUUACGGAGUUCUGAAAACGAGCCUUCGACAUCUUCCGAAUCGAAAUCAGAGCCAUAUAAGAAAGAGUAUAAUCCAUUAACGGGAGACGCAGCUGGUUGGUAUCGUCCUCCGAAACGAAGUUGUUGUCGAAAAGGUGGUUGCGGUUAAUGUAAUUGUGAUUUCAUAAUGCAGUACAACUGCAAUGGAUGGUAAAGGUAACAUCACUUUCUGAAAGACACAGUCGUAUUAUCGGUUAUGUAUUAAUAGGAAGUAUCGAACUUUACUAAUGAAAUAAAUAUGGGUCUUAAAUACU
This is a messenger RNA of Orussus abietinus, 767 nucleotides long. Its product is annotated as selenoprotein S. Bases 113 to 622 code for a protein of 169 amino acids. The record is from RefSeq and is a predicted model, not a curated record. The transcript has 5 exons. Gene Ontology annotation, cellular component: Derlin-1-VIMP complex; endoplasmic reticulum membrane; Derlin-1 retrotranslocation complex. Gene Ontology annotation, biological process: retrograde protein transport, ER to cytosol; endoplasmic reticulum unfolded protein response. Lineage: Eukaryota; Metazoa; Arthropoda; Insecta; Hymenoptera; Orussidae.